Rubroshorea leprosula is the source of this 1469-nucleotide messenger RNA. The record is from the annotation of a GenBank genome assembly. Lineage: Eukaryota; Viridiplantae; Streptophyta; Magnoliopsida; Malvales; Dipterocarpaceae.
CCAUUGUAGCCUGAUGCCAAUUCAAGCAUCCAAUCAAUGCUGCCACAGCAAAAGCAUGUGUGCAAGCUUAGUCCACCUCAGCAGUUUGCAGACUCAUUGUCCAAGGCCACUCGGGAGGCAUGCAGGCCACCAUGUUGUCCAACAUGUCGUAGGCCAUAUUCAAAAAAUAAUGAUUCUUUCCAAAGUGGCUUUCACAAGAAAUUCUCAGAUUUUCCUUGCAGCCACAAGGAUAACAUGGGAGGUGACAUAAGAAACACUAUGCCUUCACAUCUGCCAAGUCGAAGAAGGAGGAAGAAAUCUAAAGACCUCUGUUGGACACCAAUGAAGGAACAAAAGCAACAAACCCAUGUCUUUGAGUGGAGGCACGAGGGGCAUGAUCUCGUAGAAAAGCAUGGAGGCAUGUGCAAAUGCUGCCUCUAUAAACAAAGUCAAUUUAGACAUUGUCGCCAUAUAAACUUGGUGGCCUACCAAGAGUUCCCUACCCAAAAUCCUAGGACUCUUCGAAGGCGGCUUCAAAAGAAAAGAGCUAAAAAGCGUCGAAGACAUGUUGCCGAGGUGCAUGCUUCGCAAUGGCAACAACCACCAGGGAGGCAAAAGUUUAUUUGGGUGGAGAAGAAGAAACACAGUGCAGCUUCUCAAGAGGCAAAUCAAAAUUUAGUCAAUGCAAUCGUGUCUCCAAAGACGUCUGCCAAGUGUGUUCCUUUUAAGUCAAAUGACUCAAAGGCAGCUAAGGAGCUUAAUGUCAGCAGCAAAACAAUUAGCCUUGGUGAGUUUAUUACUGAACUUCCAAGUUCCAAUCCAAAUCUCCCUUUUGUUUUCACAAGGAAGCAAGAUGCAGCCUCUAGUAGCAAAGGGGCAGCAAAGAACAAAGCAAACAUGUCUGCCAAAGAAAACAAAGGGAAGAAUCAUAAAAAAGAUGCUGCAACCUUCGUUCCAAGAGGAGGAAUGCUGCCGUCAACUAAAAGCAUGCUGCCUAGGAGACAUUCUGCUAGUAAUAUGAAAUCUUUGCAAAUGCACAAGGCAUUAGAUGAAGGCACAUACUGGCUACAAAACCUUGACGGUAGUCUGCACCUCACAAAAAUAAAUGGCUUACCUUUUCAGCCAUGUUGCCCUUCGGUCUGUAAGUCAUGCAGUAGAUCGAAGUGGAAAUAAUCUCUUUGCCUAAAUCAGGUUUGGGUGGAGAUCAGCUUUAAUUUAGUUUUUGUUUUUAAUUAGUGUGAAUAAUCUUGCAGUUGAGCGGCUUUAAGGAAGGCUGUGAGAUGGCAUUGUUUUAAGACACUAUGCUUUUUGUGGAAGCGUGCUUGAGUUAUGUCUCCAUGUCAAACAAGAGAAUUCAUGGAAUUGUUCUUUUUGGAGGCUACAUUUUACCUUUUUUGCAGAUACACUUUUAGUUGGCUUAUUUAUCUAUGAAGCCACUGUGUCUGUCAGAUGAUAUUCCAUGCUAUGCUGAAGAAAACAACAAUAUCAAA